CCUGCUCGCAGUCUCAGACACUCUCACGUUGCUCAUCAAGUAUAGUUCUGCCUUCGGCAUACCUACUCUUCUCGUUAAGCUCUCUCGCUACCAGCGGCAGUAGCAAUCCAGACCCCUUACUUAGCUGGCGACUGGCAAAACCUAACGCAGGAUGACGAAACACAGCAAGAACAACACGGCGUCCUCCAUCUUCUCGUACGCCGAGUACAAGAAGCUCGAUUACGGGACCAAACGCCAACGUCUAGGGAACGAGUCGAUGCGCCGCUUCGACGCGUGCGCUCUCUGCUUGCAGCGCGCCCGCGACCCUGUAGCGUGCCAGAAGGGGCACUUGUUCUGCAAAGAGUGCGCGUUGACGGAUCUCGUGACUCAGAUCAGCGACAUCAAAAGACAGAAGGUCCGUCUAGAGGCACUGAAGAAGGAAGCGGAGGAGGAACGAGAACGCGCACGAGAGGCCGCGAGGGAACGUGUACUGCGCGAGUUCGAGAAGGGCCAGCUUGGCCUGGCGGCGACGUCCAUCGUCUCGACGUCCUCGAGCAAGGCGGAAUCUUCGGAAGCACGAGGAACAAAACGCAAGUUCGACUUCGACACGAGUGCAGUGGCGAGGCUUACUCGCGAAGCUGAGGAGGCCGCUCUCCGGCAGAUCGAGCGCGAGCAAGCCGAGGCUCUGAAGAGCAAGCUGCCCGACUUUUGGCUUCCGUCGCUCACGCCGACGUACACGUCCAGCGGCCCGCCCACUUCGCUUUCGGACGUGAAGCUACAAACGACAUGUCGCGGCGGGAACCCAGCACAUCCGCUCGCGCGGAAACACCUGAUCCCGGUGAAAUGGUCCUUCGACAGGACGUCCAGCGGUAUUCCCGCGAAGUCCGUAGAGUCUACACCUGCAACAGAGAGUGGCGAAACCCCUGAACCGACGUCCAAGACACCUCGGGAGGACGAACGGCCACCCAUAUGUCCGUCGUGCAAAAAGCAGCUGUCCAACAACACCCUCAUGCAUUUGAUGAAACCUUGUGGACACGUAACAUGCAAAACCUGCACCGAUACGCUCGUAAUGCCUGCGAAGCAAUGCAUUGUCUGUGACGUGAAGCUUGGAGAGAAGGACAUCAUCGAGCUCACGCGGGAAGGGACUGGAUAUGCGGCAGGAGGUCUGGCAGAGACAUCUAAGCGCGGGGUUGCAUUCCAGGGCUAGAUGACUCAUGCAGCAGCCUUCGAUACAGGUCUCAG
Molecule: messenger RNA, 1221 nt
Organism: Dichomitus squalens LYAD-421 SS1
Lineage: Eukaryota; Fungi; Basidiomycota; Agaricomycetes; Polyporales; Polyporaceae
Exons: 7
Coding region: 152-1186 (344 amino acids)
Cellular component (GO): nucleus
Molecular function (GO): ubiquitin protein ligase activity
Source: RefSeq, a predicted model, not a curated record